AUGCAACGUGCGUCAGUGCUCGUGUCCCUGCUGCUGCUAGUGGUGGUGGGUCGUGUUGCGGCGGAAGCGGACCCCGAGUCGCAGGGACAAACAGUGAGCGUACCGCCGGCAGCACCGAGCCUCACCGAUCCACUCCCGUUCGAUGAGCCCACGGUGGAACGGUUCUUCACCGCCGUUAAGAGCCAGCUGCGCUGCGGCUAUCCCAUGUUCGGCAUCCCGUCGCUCGUACCGCUCAAGCUAAGCUACACCCUCAAGACGUCGUUCGAUCUGCUUUCGCUUAAAAAAAUCAAUGUGGUAGCGUCCAACUUUACCGUGUACGGGCUGAACGACUUCACCUGGGACCCGUCCCGGACGCGGUUCACCCGCACGUCCGCCACCGUGCCGCUCUCCUUCCCGAACGUGACCGCGUUCGCGCACACCUCGCUGAACGGUGCGAACGGUACGUCGUACGUCCAGCUGCGCAACGUCACUGUCCGGCUGGACGCGCAGUACGAGGAAAAGGACGACCUGCUGUACGUGACCGAGCUCGGCGGUUCGAUUCUGCUCGAAGAUGCGAAGGUAAAGAUUGCCUCGCUCUUCCCGAAGAGCGCCAAGCUGAGCAAGAUCUGGAACAAGGCGAUCGGCAAAUCGCUCCCGAUACUGGUGGAGCUGUUCAACGGCGGCAAGCUGAAGAUCGAGUACCUGAGCCGGCUGCUGAGUGGGGCCAAGUUCUACGCGAUGAACACGAUCAACAACGCGCUCAACACGCACGGCCUCAGCUUUGACCGGCUGGUCGAGAGCAUGGCCAAGUUCGCGGACGGUUCGCCCGACUCGCUGCAGUGCGACGGUACGGCCAGCGACACGCUCGUCGGAUGGCUGCGAGCGUAGGACGGGCACAAGUGUGUUCUUGUGUGUGUCUGUUCUAUGUGUGAGUGUGCGUGUGUGCUCGUUUGCUUUUGCUAAAGGAUAAGAGACUGCCACCCCAAGUGUCCCUCUCUCAUCGACUCAUUGGCAGUGUGUAUGUUAUGUUUUUGUGGAGAUGGCACACAUGGGAGGAGGUGAUUGUUUUCCCCCCAAUAAAGUAUACUGUAAUGCAAUA
This is a messenger RNA of Anopheles gambiae (African malaria mosquito), 1078 nucleotides long. RefSeq lists its product as uncharacterized. NCBI's taxonomy places the organism in Eukaryota, Metazoa, Arthropoda, Insecta, Diptera, Culicidae. Bases 1 to 867 code for a protein of 288 amino acids. The record is from RefSeq and is a predicted model, not a curated record. The transcript is spliced from 4 exons.